AUGGUGCCUGAUCUUGUGAACCCCUCUCCAGAACUCAAGCAUGUCCUCAUGUGGUCAGUACCACUACUCAUCAUAGCUCCUACGGUAAUCUUCUGGUACCUGCAAGCUGCUGGCAGCAAGAAGAACCCCAUCCGUCUUCCCCCGAGCGCGAAAUUGAUGACCUACGGGCAACAAGACAUCGCCUUCUCUCCGUACAACGUGAGCUGGCGCGAGUUGAUCCAAUCUGUCUCAGAGCUCGUGGGGAGCAAACGCGUCCACACCUUCUCUCACGCACUAGAAGCUCAGGUUGGCGAGUUGAUCCAAUCCCUCUCACCGAUGACGGAGCCCGUCAACCUCAACGAGAUCCUCUUCACGCUCAUCGACAGCUUCAUCGGCACGGUGGCGUUCGGGAGCAUGAAAGGCGCCAAGCUCAUGAAGUACGCCAAGUUCCAGCGGGUGUUCAGCGAGGCCACGGUGGCCCUCUCCGCCUUCUCCGCACAGGACUUCUUCCCGGCGUCGCCCAUGAGCCGGUGGUUCGACAAGCUCGUCGGGCUGGAGAGGCGGUAUCUUAGGACAUUCCUGGAGAUAGACUCCUACUUGGAGACGGUGCUCAGCCAACAUAUGGAUGCUGGGAAGGUGAAGCCCGACAAAGAUGACCUUGUGGAUGUGUUGAUCAGUCUUUGGAAGGGGCAAGGGAAGAUCACAAAGGACCACGUCAAGGCGCUUUUGAUGGAUGCAUUUAUCGGCGGCACGGCGACGAGCUCGGUGACAUUGUUGUGGGCUAUGUCCGAGCUCAUCAAGAAUCCGACGGUGAUGAAGAAGGCACGGGCAGAGAUAAGAAGUUUGGUCGGCGGCAAACAGAGACUAGUGAAGGCGGCCGACCUCUCUAAACUCAAGUACAUCAAGAUGGUCGUCAAGGAGACGCUGCGACUGCAUGCGCCGGUGCCGCUGCUCGUUCCUAGGGAGACCAUGGACCAUGUGAAGGUCCUCGGCUAUGAUAUCCCCGCCAAGACAAGGAUCUUCGUGAACGUGUGGGCUAUGGGGAGGGACCCUGCCUCCUGGGACAAACCAGAGGAGUUUUACCCGGAGAGAUUUGACGGAGUUGACACUGAUUUUUAUGGGUCACACUAUGAGCUCCUUCCGUUUGGCGCCGGGCGGCGGAUCUGCCCUGCUAUCCCCAUGGGAGCCACCAUGGUGGAGUUCACGCUUGCUAGCUUGCUGCAUUCGUUUGACUGGGGGUUGCCCAAAGGCAUGAAUAAAGAAGACGUGAGCAUGGAAGGGACUGGCAGACAACUGUUGUGUAGGAAGACUCCUCUGUAUCUUGUUCCAUCAUUUUAUACUGGCUAA
This is a messenger RNA of Triticum aestivum (bread wheat), 1326 nucleotides long. RefSeq names its product 4-hydroxyphenylacetaldehyde oxime monooxygenase-like. NCBI's taxonomy places the organism in Eukaryota, Viridiplantae, Streptophyta, Magnoliopsida, Poales, Poaceae. The transcript has 3 exons. Gene Ontology annotation, molecular function: heme binding; monooxygenase activity; oxidoreductase activity, acting on paired donors, with incorporation or reduction of molecular oxygen. Bases 1 to 1326 code for a protein of 441 amino acids. The record is from RefSeq and is a predicted model, not a curated record.